Salvia hispanica is the source of this 1351-nucleotide messenger RNA. RefSeq names its product putative disease resistance RPP13-like protein 3. The record is from RefSeq and is a predicted model, not a curated record. Lineage: Eukaryota; Viridiplantae; Streptophyta; Magnoliopsida; Lamiales; Lamiaceae. Gene Ontology annotation, molecular function: ADP binding.
AAAAGAGAGUAGCAGGUGUGGAAUAUGGCGGAGCUAGUGCUAUCAUCGGCGAUGGGAAAGCUGGAGAGUUUGGUGUUAAAUAAGGCUGUUCCCCUUGCAGCUGGUGCGGAGAAGGAAGUGAAAGCGGUGAUGGAUGAUCUGAAUAUGACGCUGGAAAUCUUCAACAACUCUGCUCUCAGCGCCGUGAAACUGAGAGAGGAAACCAUAUACUCUCACUGGAUGUCUGAAGUCCUUGAUAUGGCUCACGACGCCGACGUUGCCAUUGAUAUCUUCAUCUUCAAUCUUGACAAGUCGAUGGAAAAGUCGAAAGUACUCCACCUCAAUCUCAUUGGCGAACUGAACGCUGCCAUCCGGAUGAAGAUCGGAAAAAUCAUGGAGUAUGCCAAGUUGGAGUCUUCCUACUCAAGUUAUCAACCACGGAAAUCGGCUGCUUGGAUUGAAGAACCGAAUGUUGUGGGGUUGGGCAAGGACGUCGAGUUUCUUCUUCAGAAAGCGGUUUUCAACGAGGAAGAAGAUGGCGUUUGUGUGUCGAGUAUAGUUGGAAUGGGGGGUGUGGGGAAGACAACUCUCGCCAAGCUUAUAUACAAUCAUGAGAGUGUGGUUUUGAAUUUUCCAUGUCGUGCUUGGGUAUAUGUUUCCAGUGAUUUCAGUGAAGCAGAUGUGCUUAGGGAAGUGCUUAUGCAGUUGGGAAUGGAAUACAACAAGGUCAAGGUGGAGGGAUUGACUAACACUGACCUCCGUUAUAUGGUUGCGGAACAACUCAAGGGCAAACGAUAUUUCAUCGUUCUUGAUGACGUUUGGAGAAACACAGACUUGGAGCUUUUCAUGACUGUUUUUCAUCAUCAAGGUAAAGCAAGUAGGUUGUUGCUGACGAGCUGCACACGGAACAUAAUAAGGGAUGCACACUACAUUCAUGAGAUGAAUAUUCUUGAUCCUAAUGAGAGUUGGAAAUUGUUUGUGAAGACGGUAUUCAAUGAAAAAUACACCAAAUGCCCCAACCACUUGGAGGAAAUAGGAAAAAAGAUCUUGGCAAAGUGUAGUGGUUUGCCAUUAGCAAUAGUGGUGGUGGGAAGCCAAUUAUCUAACAAGAAACAUUUGGAGAAAGAAUGGGAACGUUUUCUAGUAGAAACAAUGGAUUUAAGUGCAGUAACAUCAGUAUUGGAGUUAAGCUACCAUAAACUGCCUCCAAAGCUCAAGUCAUGUUUCUUGCAUUUGGUCUUCUUCAAGGAAGGGAAUACUGUAAGGGUGGAAAAUUUGAUACAUUUGUGGACAACGGGAGGUAUGCUCUUACAAGGAGAAGCGAAAUACGAAACGGAUGAGGAGAUUGGAAGAAAGUACUUAAUUAGAUGAA